AGACCUUCAGCUCAACGUCAUUUGAGGACGGCAAGAUGACGAAGGUUGCGUUGCUUGUUGUGGGAGGAUGUGUCUUUUUUGGAUUACUCAAGUUAGUAGCAUCAGAACCACCGCAUGUGGACGAAGAAGAUGUCCGAUUGACUAACGAUGCACACGAGGGACAUCAACCUGAACAUAGAAUGGCCUCUGAGUCAAGCGCCACAGCCUUCGCCACAGCGUUCGCGCCUCGACCAGUUCCGACUCCUACCCCCUUCUCCAUCCACCUAACAGAGUGCUACGUCUGUACAGAUUGUCCUCAAAUCAGCUCUAAUACUACUGCCAAAAUGUGUCCUUAUACUCUGGAUCCUGACAAGAGGAACAAGUGCGUCGUCUAUGCAGAAAAAUAUAAACAUAUGAAAAGGCCUUGGUACAUAAGAGGAUGUGCUUCAGAAAGAGGUACCUGCGCUGACAUUAGGAAGGCUCAUGCAUCACACGCAGAUAUCGUGACUUUGCUGCUAUGUACUGAGUGUGAAGGGGAAAGAUGUAAUACAAACUCAGCUCGGUCUAUUGCUGACGUCACUAUGGCAUUCUUUGCUUUGGUGGUUACGCCAUUGAUUGCGAAAUACACGCUCUCCUAAAACUGGUUCGUGUUAAGAAAAGGUCUUGGGAGAUUCGAUUUCUAAUACUUACUUACCUAUCGUUUAUUAAAUAAGAAUCGGCAGCAUGUAUAAAUAGUAUUUAGGUAGUUAUCAGUUAGGUACCUAACUAAUUAUAAAACGAACAAAAGAAAACUCAGUUUUCUCAAAAGACUUGCUAAAUUGUAGACUAAAGACUAAAUUAAUACUAUCUCGCUGAAUGUCAUUAUACUAAGAGAAUUUUUGAAAUAGUGUUUUUUGACUAUUGGUAUGGAUACCUAUCAGGUAGGUAUUCAAUAUUAUUGUAACUAUUAAUGAAACUAAAAUUCCAGGAUCUUUUCUCAGGAUAUCAAAUCUGAGUCAGAGAACAGUUUUGAAAUGCCAAUUGAAAGAUCAAAAAAAUUAACGAUAAGUAUGAAUUUUUUUUUAAUGAAAUAAUGUGACCAAAAAUUGUAAUUGUGAAUUACGAUGAGUCAUAAUAAAAUUCUUAAAAACAUCAUUACUAAUGUGAUAAAAAAGUCCUCAUUUUACCAACAAUGUCAACUUAGAUUUGUUCUUACCUAGGCAUCUAAUGGGUAACAUUAUGUUACGGCUCCAAUAUCGAGAUUCGGCGAAUGAUUUGAGUUUGGGCACACGAUAGUUCGGCAUUCGGCAACUCAACUGGCCACACUACUUGGGAUACGGCGAAUGCUUUGAGUUUGACUAAUUUUUAAAUAAGUUUGGCAAAUUAGCCGGUCAUUCAUUCAUUCAUAUCCUUCAGCGGUCAGCCCAAAAUGAUGAAUUUGCAAAAUGUUGAGUCCCAAAAUGUUGAAUUUACAAAAUGUUGAAUGUUGGAGUUGCAAAAUGUUGAAUUCGCAAAAUGUUGAAUUUCCUAUACCGGAAAAAACAAAGAAUUUCCGUGGGAUUUUUAUAUACAUUUGUAUACAUUCGGAUUUAUAUACAGCGCGAAUGUGCGAUGUGAUUGACGCCGUCCGCGCGCGUUAUCACAAAUCAUAUACCGAAUACCGAUAGUGGAGACGUACCAUAAAAUAAACUGCGCGUUAAAAUAGCUUAAUGACUACUCUGACGACACGGCAACUUAACACGAUUGCCUUGAAUUCUCGCAUGUACCUACGACUCUAUUAUGCCUCGAAGAUUUCCAAGCACAUAAUAUUCAGUUACCUUUGAAUUUUAAUUUAGAACUCGUCAUUGUCAUGGGCGAGUAUGGAACUUGCGGUUUCCUUCUUACUUCUAUCUGAGCAGGUUUCCGCACUAAACGUUUCCCCCUAAAGUGCCCCUUCCCGCCGGGCUCGUCACUCGAGCCAUCCAAACUCGCUCCAGAAGCCAUGUAACCGCACAGCUUGCCGAGGGCUUCUCGGAGCGAGACAGGGGAUCUCAAGUAGCAUUCCCUUGGACUCCAGCAGUUCUUGCCCCGGUGUUUUAUCUAUAUUACCUUACCUCCACGCAGGGCAUGCCAGAGACCUAUCACCAAUAACGGUGGGGACUUGCCGUUUUACAGUAGUUUAAUAUGUGAUUUUCAUUUUAAGGCGUUAAGAGUUUAUAUUAAGUUCUGAAUAUGAUAAGGUUGCCUUUCCACCAGUGUAUGGAAGCGAAGGGACGGACGUGUGUGAACUGUGAAACUUAUCACUUAAUAGGUUUAUUUCCUUAUCUCAUUAAAAUCUUUACACCGUACCGAGUUACUGCAACAGUGAAAAGUGCGACCAAAGCAUAUCAGUGGCAUUUUAUAAAAUUCUAAGACGAUCUUUAAAAAAAAUCGAAAGAGAAAUUAAUUACAGGUAGCACAGAAAAGGAUAUACACACACUUUUAUAGCCCAGACAAAGAUAAUUAUUGAUGCUUUCUUAUUUCUUUUGUGGGUGGAAAGUACAAUAAUCUUAGAUUGUGUUUCAUGGUUUCAUGGAAAUAUUUUUUUGAGAUGGAUACAAAAUCUGUGACACUAUUGUUUGAAUUUGGCAUCAGCAGACCGACUGAACUGGCACGACUGAUUUUUGUUAUAGUUUUCAAUUCAAGAGUCUCAUAUAUUGUUGCUUGAUGUAUAUAAAAUUAAACGAUUCCCUACA
Messenger RNA from Maniola jurtina (meadow brown), 2672 nucleotides. RefSeq lists its product as uncharacterized. The transcript has 3 exons. The record is from RefSeq and is a predicted model, not a curated record. The coding region runs from base 36 to 617 and encodes 193 amino acids. Lineage: Eukaryota; Metazoa; Arthropoda; Insecta; Lepidoptera; Nymphalidae.